Messenger RNA from Letharia lupina, 1761 nucleotides. RefSeq lists its product as uncharacterized. Bases 1 to 1761 code for a protein of 586 amino acids. Lineage: Eukaryota; Fungi; Ascomycota; Lecanoromycetes; Lecanorales; Parmeliaceae. The transcript is spliced from 4 exons. The record is from RefSeq and is a predicted model, not a curated record.
AUGGAGCCCUCUCUUUCACCCUCUUAUCCCCAAUCCCCACUCAACAGUUCUUUUCCGAGCCCACUGCCAACUUCUGGCUCCCAGCAAGCCCCCAGCAUCAUCUCGUCUCGGAUGACAGAUAUUGCGUCGGAAGAUGGUAACGAAUUCCAAAAACAAGUGCAAGCCACUGGUGGUAGGCCAAAUACAGCGGCUUCGGUCGAUCCGAAUCGCCCAGGCUCGGCCAUGUCAUCGCAAACUCGUCCUUCAACGCGGGCACCUCCAUCUCGAAGAGGUUUGGGUUCGCCUACUACAAUAGCUUCAUGGAGAAUGGGUGGAGCCUUUGAAGGACCCGGAGGAUCCAUGACGAAUUCCAGCAGGCCUCCUAGUGCGACUAGUCGGACAAGUCGAACACAUGUACCCUCAUUGGCCUCACAUGCUUUCUUUCGACCUAUGAGCUCGCAACGCUUGCAAGCCCAACGAGGCUUCCGACCGGCAAGAGUAGGACCGCCAUCAGCGAGCGUAGAUGGAUCCAGCGAGGCAGGCACCAAUACCAAUAGGCAUAGUAUGGUCUCGGAUGCGACGUCACAGCAAGGCCCCCAAAUUCAACACAACAACGACAUACCUCCGCCGUCGAGAGGAACGGAAUUUACGGAGCAAGAUGAUGGAGUUGCGAUCAAUGCGAGUCCUACCGAAAAUGCAACGCUUCAAAUCAAGGGCGAGAGUGAAAGACCGCUUCGAAGCCGCUCGCCGCACUCGAGACCAAUGCAACUAGACAUUGAUAAUCAAGGCAAUGGAUCACCAAAAUCUUUUCGAGCAAAUUUCCACCGAGCUGCAAUUACGCGAAAGGAAACGCAAGGCCACGAACGUCUUUCGUCGUCAAACAAUUCUCCAACAUUUGCAGAGAAGCUACCGGAAGCUGCUCCUAAAACUGGCAUCAACUACCAAUACUUUUCUGGGAAUACCGUCUUUUGCUGGGGAGGAAGGUUACAGAAUGCUAGAGAUAGACCUAUCAACCUCGCGAGCGGAAUCAUUGUGGUAUUACCCACUAUUCUUUUCCUUGUAUACUCAGGACCGUAUCUCUCACAACAUGUCUCACCAGCACUGCCGUUUUUUUUUGCGUAUCUUUUCUUCAUAUGCAUUUCGUCCUUUGUCCAUGCAUCUGUGACAGACCCAGGGAUAUUGCCUCGAAACCUCCAUCCCUUACCACCCUCCGACAAGUCUGACGACCCACUCACGUUGGGGCCACCGACAACAAAAUGGACUAUGAUCAAGUCGGCCGGGACGCCAAAUGGCGCCAUGGAUGUCCCCACAAAGUAUUGCACCCUCCUUGGUAUCUUCCUCACCUUCGCCAGCCUCGGACACUGCUUGCGAUAUCAGACGGAACAAAGAACAUCGUUCAGUGAUUCUAUCCACAAGUGGAGGAUACCGUUCGCCAUGUUCAUAUAUGGCCUGCUAGCCACGCCUUAUCCUGCAUGCCUCUGGGGUUAUCAUUUAUGGUUGAUUGCGCGAGGGGAGACUACGAGAGAGUACCUGAACUCUCACAAGUUUGUCAAGAAUGAUCGCCAUCGACCAUUUACCCAAGUUAGCGCUUUCAAGAAUUGGGUUGUUGUGCUUCUUAGGCCAAGACCGCCGACGUAUCUCCGUUUCAAGCAGAAGUAUGAAGAAGGAGAUCAACGUUUCGGGGCUAGAAGAGGUAAGAGGCAAGCACCUCUCGCGGCAGACCAACAAGGCGGAGGAAUGGAGCUGCAAGACGUUGGUGGAACGAGCCAUAUCGACCAGUGA